Messenger RNA from Theobroma umbraticum, 737 nucleotides. RefSeq lists its product as uncharacterized. Lineage: Eukaryota; Viridiplantae; Streptophyta; Magnoliopsida; Malvales; Malvaceae. The record is from RefSeq and is a predicted model, not a curated record.
UCUCUCAAGAAUCCUCUUCAAUAUUUUUCUAUGCCCUUGUUUCUUGUAACCUUCCUUUUUCCUUUAUCCCAUGUUCCUUCCACGAAAUCACCUUUCUUUACUAUAAUAAUUCCCCAUUGUCGUACCAUUAUAUAAACCCCUAUAUAGUUAAUUAUUUCCCAUACUCAUCAUCAACCAUAUCUUGUUAAACAUAAGCACAUGCUACUUUCCUUUUUCUUCCAUGGAUGUGCAUGGAGCUCGCCACAUGAAACCCCACAAGAAGCAUUCAAAGAGAAGCAACUCUAAGAAAGAUAUCAAAGUGGUUUACAUUUCAAGUCCCAUGAAGGUCAAGACAUGUGCCUCGCAGUUCCGGGCUUUGGUGCAAGAACUCACCGGGAAAGACUCCGACGUUGCCGUCCAGUUCAUGGACAACUACGGCAGCUCUGAAAAUUCUCCGACCAAUUCGGACGGGAUGACAACGACGGGGAGGGUUGUUGAUGAUGACCGUGUGGUUAGGGGUUUGCCCUUGGGGAAUUCCAACCAUGAAUUGUCUGUGUUUGAGCCGUUUGAUGAUGGACUUAUCAUGGAAGGGAGUUUCUUGGGGAUGUUUACAUCAAGUUUGCUUCAUGAUCCUUCCCAGGUUGAGGCUGUUAGAAGCUUUGAUUCAAUUUAAUUAAUUUAAAAAUAUGUAAUUAUAUAGUCAUAGUCUGUAGCUAGUUAAUUAUUAUAUAUAAUAUAUAUGUAUUUAUCGGAAAUAA